Drosophila subpulchrella is the source of this 4182-nucleotide messenger RNA. RefSeq lists its product as uncharacterized. Gene Ontology annotation, molecular function: DNA-binding transcription factor activity, RNA polymerase II-specific; RNA polymerase II cis-regulatory region sequence-specific DNA binding; SMAD binding. The transcript is spliced from 8 exons. Gene Ontology annotation, biological process: negative regulation of transcription by RNA polymerase II; negative regulation of BMP signaling pathway. The record is from RefSeq and is a predicted model, not a curated record. NCBI's taxonomy places the organism in Eukaryota, Metazoa, Arthropoda, Insecta, Diptera, Drosophilidae. Gene Ontology annotation, cellular component: transcription regulator complex; nucleus. Bases 1734 to 4043 code for a protein of 769 amino acids.
GGGACCAGCACCAGCAGCGACAAGCUGUGUAAUAAAGUUUGCCCGCCCCCAAAUAGAACACCUAUUAUUUGCCUGUUGACAGUAACCACUCAAGCGAAUUAUUGCCAACUCAUCAGCAUAUGCUUCUGAAAUCAACCCCUGGGACAUCAGGACAUUCGAAACGUAAUCGUUUUCGAUUUUAAUAGGCCGCCGCACAUAUACAAUUGGAUGACUGUAUGACGAGUGUACUCUUCCCACUUGAAAUAUGAAACCUGGACAAGCAAUUGAAGUGAAAGUUUGAGGCACUCCCUCUGUAAACAAACCACUCAAAUUAAUUAGGGAUAAUUGAAUUCACGUUGCAAAUGCGCUUUGCUACUUUAAUUGUUAAGGUUUCCAGAUUUACUUAUCUUCCUUACGAAUUAAUCGACUAUUAGAUACCCGGAAUAUAUGCAUGCAGAAAAACGACUGUUUACGAUAUGGCACACUAACUUAUAACUUUUUACUGAAUGGUCCGAUUUAAGCUUAUAGAAAAAAAGGGUAUAUUAGAUUCGUAGGAAAGUAUGUAACAGGUAGGAGGAUGCGUUUCCGACCCUAUGAAGUAUAUAUAUGAUUGAUAAGGUUCACUAGCCGAGUCGAUCUAGUCAUGUCCGUCUGUCCGUCUGUCUGUCCGUCCGUAUGAACGCUGAGAUCUCGGAAACAAUAAUAGCUAUUAUGUUGUGAUUAGGCUGCCGAUUCUUGGGCUUCCUGGCAGCGCAAGUUUUUUCAUUGGAGGGUUACUCUAACGCCCACAAACGCACCUAACCCUAAAUCUGUGUGUCUGGCGCCGAUAUUUACACCCGAUACUGGUAGAGUUAAAGGGUGUACUAGAUUCGUCAGAAACAGUUAGAAGCAAGCGUUUCCGACGCAGAAUCUACAGGUUCUGGGAGAGCGCAUGUUAAUUUCAGCAGGGUACCACGCCCAACUCCCUCAAAAGCCCAUAUGCUCAAUAUCUACACCCAGAAAAAAUCAACGUUUUUCAAAAAAAGUUUGACACGCCCACUCUAACGCCCAUGACGCUUAAAUCUGUUUACCGCCCACAUAAUAUAUUGAGAUCGCGGCUGAGUAACGGGUACCUAAUAGUCGAGGUACUCGACUUUACCGUUCUUUCUUGUUUUUGACUGAUCUGCCGCGGUCACAUUGACAUUCGACGAAAAGUUUUUAUAUAAAAGUGGGACAUUUUGCGCUGUUUACUUGAUUUUCCCAAUGGUUAGUAUCUCAAAUCCAAUUGUAUUUACUUGAUGUUUUUCUAAUUCGAAUUCAUUUACUUCUUGGACACGGCAACGUGCUUUUCGGUGGCUGGACAACACACUUUGCACAAAUGGCUUUGAUCUCACCACUUUGCUGGGAGACAUAAGUAUAUCAAAGACAGGAGAAGCACUCCCUGGCGAUGUUGUAAACCUACAUGAGUGGUCCGAGUUCAGAAUGAUCGGCAAUACAUUGCUAAGUCCUCAAUAUAUCUUUGUUAUGGACCCGAAAUAUAUUGAAAAUAAAUAAUUUAUAAAAGAAGCAAUAAGCAUUAGAGUAGGUAGAGUCUCUUCCUCAUAAUAUCUGGAUCGUGUGUUCGAGUCCUGCUUAUUAAGCUGGAGUGUUUUUAAGUCUACUGAUGUUCUCCUACGAAAGUAAUUCUUCGACAACCUAAUGGUUAGAGUGCUCGACUCCAAUGAUUACGGCACGUUCGAUUCGCAGCGCGGACAGGAAAGCAGAACAUUUUUUAAAUGGCUUUAGCUGAAAGUCUUCAAAUUACUUCUGUGUCGGUGGCUCCCUUUAAAGGAAUGGAAAACAACACAUCGUCUCAGAGGUCAAAUCACGUAAGCUCCGUUUUGCUGUACGGAGUGCCGAUUGUGUCACUGUUCAUCGAAGGCCAGGAGCGCCUCUGCUUGGCGCAAAUCUCGAAUACUUUACUGAAGCAGUUCAGUUACAACGAGAUACACAACAGAAGGGUUGCGCUUGGCAUUACUUGUGUACAAUGUACACCCGUCCAGCUGGAAAUAUUAAGAAGAGCUGGCGCCAUGCCAGUGAGUUCACGCCGAUGCGGAAUGAUAACCCGAAGGGAAGCGGAGCGACUCUGCAAGAGUUUUCUGGGCGACAACACACCACCACGACUACCCGACGACUUCGCCUUCAACGUCCAGCACAAAUGUGCUUGGGGCUGUCGCGGAUCCUUUUUACCUUCUCGCUACAACUCGUCCAGGGCCAAAUGCAUCAAGUGCUCAUAUUGUGGAAUGUUUUUUUCGCCAAAUAAGUUUAUUUUUCACUCACACCGCAUAACGACCAAUGACAGGUAUGUUCAGCCCGAUGCGGCAAACUUCAAUUCCUGGCGUCGGCACAUGACACUGAGUGGGAAUGCAUACGACGAGAAGAUAAUCCACGCGUGGGAAGAUGUCAAAGCCAUGUUCAAUGGCGGCACACGAAAGCGGCUUGUAAGCAGCAGCAUUAAUAAUCGAAACAUAGGCUCGCCAACGCCAUCGGCGGCCGUCAGUUCCUGUGGAUCCCCAACGAGUCUAGAGAGAGACGCCAAGGAAGGCGAGGGGGACUCGGAGUCCCCGGAGUUCCCUCAACGACAGCUUGAUAGCCAGUACAACUAUAGUACUGUAGCCACAGCCGCCGCUGUGGUUGGCGUAACGGCGGUAGCAGCCGCAACUGUCGGUGUUCCUUUCAACUUGCAUGGCUCUACCGUCCUGUCACCUUUGCACUCGCUUCGGAAUGAACGGGACCUUUCCCUAAUGCCAAUUUCCAGAAACUUUGUAGUGGACUACAUGUGGCAGCAGAAGGAUCAACACUACCAGCAUCAGUAUUCAAAGAAACUCAGUGGCGGUGAUCCAAGCGAACAAAGCCUGGACUUCGAGUCCUGCUCCCGAGCAUGGGUUAGACCCGACACGAAUGUUCCAAUACCGACUGGAAAUUCAGUUCGACUUUCGGAUAAUACUUCUUUUAAUAUAAAAAACGAGUCACACUCAUCUAUAUGUGGCAUUAUCAAAAACCGUAAGCUAUCUGCGGCUACGAACAGCGGGUUAAGCCUCUCCGAUUAUAACAUUCCUUCGAUUCUUAACUGCUCUGCAUUUAAACCAGUCGUCGCUUCGACAGCAAUUGUGUCAACCUCCCUAUAUACGAGAUCCAGUGACUCAAAACGAGCUGAUUAUAUUCACCCAACACAAUCUACAAGAACUACAACAGUUUUAACUCAUAACAGUAUUUCAGGUUCCUCGCACCAGAUAGUAGGUCAUGAGACCUUUUCGCCAAUUUUAGAGAAAGUUGCAUCUAAUAUUGAAAAAAAGCCAACUGAAUCUGUUUUAGUCAACAGUGUACCCAGGAGUGUUAUUGAUAACGACGAUGAUGACGAAGUAGUGGAUAUCGAGACAACGGAAGAUGAAGGUAAAUUCAUAGUUCAACACGUUGACGCCCCUCGUACGCCACCCGACAUUGUGUUUGAAAGCCAAAGUACCAGCAUUUCUCCGUCAACAAGUACAAAUAUUGAUGUAGAAGCAGACGUCGAUGUAGAUGUCAUUUCAACAGACGCUGAAGAUCAACUAGAGUUUAAUGCCAGUAGAUGCUCAAUCGAAAAUACAAGUCACACUCUAUCAGUUUUUCAAACUGAAAAAAUACGAGUGUCUGGUUCACCUCCGAAUUCAAAAACCAUGUUAGGCGAUAAUGAAGUAACAAUUUCGGAGGACGCGAAAGGAUUUAAUGCUCAUUUAAAAAUUAUAACUCGUCGAAAAAAUGAUAAAAUGCAGCAGGAUCGAUGUCUUUCCAAAAAGACAGUCUCAAAACUGGUUGGCGAUAAAUCGCUUUCCAAGUCUUUAGCUGCUAAAGAAGUGUCUUCUAACUUGCAAAUACAGCAGCGUGUUGCCUUUCCAGUAUUUUUAAAGUCACACUUGCACGCUUUUCGUCCACAACCAUCUCGACAACCGACCUUCAGCCCUAACACUCUGACAGAGUCCAACAAAUGGAAUUAUCCAGUCGGUAGCAUUGGACCUUUAUGUUGUUAUGAAACUUCCGCAAAUGACAAAUGUCUAGAUUUUAAGUAACUUUAUAUAAAAUAUUGAAUAAUUAUAACAAUUUCUAGCAACUUUUUGAAUGCAUUAUUUAAACUUUCACGCGAGUGCUCACGAUAAGAAUUGGAUCGAGAAAAAUAAUUUUCUAGAGUACUGCAAAGAUUAUAUGUUU